AUGACAUGCGAUGAACUUGAUAAUUUACAACAGAAGAAAAUAGUUAUUCGUCGUCGAAAAUUAGUUUAUUAUCAUUUAAAUUAUAAAUUUGAACAUUUUUUCAUCUUAGAAGAAGUAAAUCUCCUCGACAAAAAUUUCCAUCUGAAAUUCUUGAUGCAAUCAAAACCUGUCGGUUUAGAUGAGAAUCAAUUGAAAACAAUCCCUUAUGAAAAAGUCAAAACAUCAUCUCAGUCGAUUCGUAUUAGUCUUUCAUUAUAUUCAUCCCCACAACGACGACGACGACGAUGUUCUUCUUCAUUUAAUCGAUCUAGUUCAUAA
Molecule: messenger RNA, 318 nt
Organism: Rotaria sp. Silwood2
Lineage: Eukaryota; Metazoa; Rotifera; Eurotatoria; Philodinida; Philodinidae
Source: the annotation of a GenBank genome assembly